AUGAUAGAGAUAAUAUUAAAUGAUAGAUUAGGAAAAAAGAUAAGAGUUAAAUGUAAUCCCGAUGAUACAAUUGGAGAUUUAAAAAAAUUGGUGGCAGCUCAAACAGGUACAAGAGCAGAUAAAAUACGAAUUCAAAAAUGGUAUAUUAUAUAUAAAGAUCAUAUAACAUUACAAGAUUAUGAAAUAAAAGACGGAAUGAGUUUAGAAUUGUAUUACAACUAA
Messenger RNA from Plasmodium reichenowi, 222 nucleotides. Its product is annotated as ubiquitin-like modifier HUB1, putative. Bases 1 to 222 code for a protein of 73 amino acids. The transcript is spliced from 2 exons. The record is from RefSeq and is a predicted model, not a curated record. Gene Ontology annotation, molecular function: protein binding; protein tag activity. Gene Ontology annotation, cellular component: nucleus; cytoplasm. Lineage: Eukaryota; Apicomplexa; Aconoidasida; Haemosporida; Plasmodiidae. Gene Ontology annotation, biological process: mRNA splicing, via spliceosome; protein modification process.